AUGUGCUAUUUUUUGUUUAUUGCAGGUGUUGCUGAAAAGCUUAUUGAAACAGGAAGAAUUCCAGGAAUUUUAACAGGGAAUCAACAAGUUCACAGAUCAGUGUACAUCCCGUACAUUUAUUCUCAAACACAGAAUGACUGGGUUGAUAAUUUUUGGAAGCAAAAUGGAUAUUUAGAGUUUGAAGCAUUGCGACGUUUGGAUAUCAGCGACCCUGAAGGUUAUAUCCGUCGUCGCCUGAAAGGAGAGGAUAUAACAUAUAUUGGUGAAAUGUGCAUUGGCUCUGGUUUCAUUGACCAAAUUGAUGCUUCACUUGAUGAUGCAUUAGUAUCCGGUGGAUGGGUUGAUAUAUACCCUCUUCUGCCAACAUCCUUUUCCUCAGAGGAUGGAAGCCAGCUGUUGGAAAUUGCUCUUAGGAAUCGCCAAGAUAAGAAAUCUACUGCUAAUGCAAGGGUGUUCUGUGAUACGAUAGUUGUCAGUAACCAGAUAAUUUCAAGGGUAACAAAUGACCUCAGACAGUUAAUGCCUGCAAGAGCAAAAGAAGCAAUAGAACAAGGUUCUUUCAAACAGCAGCUUUAUAGCAGCAAAAGUAAACAAAAUGAUGAUAGUAGUAGCAAGAACAAAAAAGAAGAAAGACGUAAAAAAGCAGUAGGAGGAAAGUUUGGUGGUGGCACUCAAGGACGAGAAACUAAGACCAAGUCCGUUAAAAAUAAGAACAAAGGUAGAAGGGGAGCAGCUCAGGAUUCAGACUCUGAAGAUGAUUUACAGAAUCGCCAGGCUUCAGGUGAGGGGUCAGGGAAAUUUCCUAAGAUUGAGUUCUUGUCCUUGGAGAAACUUCAAGAGGAAAUUGCAAAUAAAAAAGAACUUGCUGAUAGCCCUGAAGAAUUGAUUGAGGAAAUGGCAAAGGAUUUACAAGAAUCUUUGACUAAGGAAUUCCAAGAAGUGGUUCAGGCAGCAUUUUUGGCAACUGUAGCAGUAGGAGGUGAUACUCGGAAGAAAACACAUCAACAGCUUCAAGAAAAAGUGUCAGCCUUAAUUACUACUACUAGACUAUCUGAAAAGGGUAUAAAGGCUUUUGAUGGAGAAAUACAAAUGCAACUGAAAAAGCACCUCCUCAGAACUCAAUGCUCAGAACUUGUUAGUGAACUAGUUUUAUACCUAGCUGAUGAUAGCCUUCUGGAAGUUAAUCGUGACAAAGAAAUGAGCCCUGAGGUUCGGCUCAAAAUAAUAAAAAAUCUAUCUGAGGACAUAACGGAACCAUUAUUAGCUAUCCACAAGUCUCUCAUCAGCAGUGACAUGGAAGAAUUCUUGGCUUUAAUAGAUGAUGCAGUAUCAGCCACUGGGAUAAUGCUGAAAAAGAAAGACAACAAGAAAGACCGGCAGGUGUUAUCAAAUCACCGAUGUCAACUCCUAGAGCAACUGGAAAGCCUAAUGGACCCUCCAUUGAUUCUUCAUUUGGCCUGUUUGAUUCUCUUCCAGUCAGUUUCUGGCUGUAUGUUGCAUGCCUCAGGGAAGUUUGUGCCCCACAUCCUGGCAUAUAUUAAGAAUCAAAUGCCAGCUGAUAAAUUUUCUCUUCUGCAAAAUUAUCAAGAUUUAGUAAUCAAAUCAUUAACCAACAAGGACGAGAGCAUUUUGAGUGGAGUUAAAACUCAGCUAGAAGCACUGGCUCCCUCUGUUAAGGAAAUUGCAGUAACAUUCAAGAAAUCAUCUUCCUUAUCACAAUCAGAAGAAUGACUCUAAAAUGGGAAUCCUGUCUUUCUUUUAACUCUUAAAAUGAAUUGUUUUUGCUUUUUCAGUAAAUCUGUUUUAUAUGUGUAUUAUAUUAGCUGAGGUUAGCAUAUUGACCUUUGCCCUGUGAAAUAUGUCUUAUUGACGUCCAUGAUAGUAUUUGUGAGGGUUUAUCACUGGGGAAAAUAUUAGGUUUCAUUCAUGGACAUCUUAUGGGUCAUUACAACAGUGUUUCUGAAUCCAUGGAUGAAGGAUUGCUUAAUGUAGCAUUAGUGCCUUGUAAGUAUAUUUUGGGGUGAGGAUCUUGAUUUAGGAUGAAUUAAAGAUGAUGUAUUAAUUUUUAGGCUAUGAAAAUAAUUGUUUCAGUUUCAUUUAUUAUUUCCAGAUGAAAAAAUAAAAUUGGUUUUGAUCAUGUGUGUCCUGCAUUGAUAAUCUUCCUUGACAGUGAUAUAAAAUUAUGCUUACAUAAUAUUUAUUUAAUGUUUGUUUUACAGCAGGUAAGUGGUUUUUUUCCAGGUACUGAUGCUCUCACAGCAUUUGUUUCUAUUUUUAUGGUUUAUAUGAGCUGAACAAUAUCUAAUGUAAAGGAAUGGAAGUAAAGUUUUAUUUGCAUAA
Messenger RNA from Macrobrachium nipponense, 2340 nucleotides. RefSeq names its product E3 UFM1-protein ligase 1-like. The record is from RefSeq and is a predicted model, not a curated record. Gene Ontology annotation, molecular function: UFM1 ligase activity. Gene Ontology annotation, cellular component: endoplasmic reticulum membrane. Gene Ontology annotation, biological process: protein K69-linked ufmylation; response to endoplasmic reticulum stress; regulation of proteasomal ubiquitin-dependent protein catabolic process. NCBI's taxonomy places the organism in Eukaryota, Metazoa, Arthropoda, Malacostraca, Decapoda, Palaemonidae.